Telopea speciosissima is the source of this 880-nucleotide messenger RNA. Its product is annotated as xyloglucan endotransglucosylase/hydrolase protein 20-like. Gene Ontology annotation, biological process: xyloglucan metabolic process; cell wall biogenesis. The transcript has 3 exons. The coding region runs from base 52 to 849 and encodes 265 amino acids. Gene Ontology annotation, molecular function: xyloglucan:xyloglucosyl transferase activity; hydrolase activity, hydrolyzing O-glycosyl compounds. The record is from RefSeq and is a predicted model, not a curated record. NCBI's taxonomy places the organism in Eukaryota, Viridiplantae, Streptophyta, Magnoliopsida, Proteales, Proteaceae.
UUGGGUUAUUUGCUUCUGCUUCUUCCUCUUCUGUCUUGGUUUCUGAUUUCCAUGUCUUCUGCGGAUUUGGGUUCAGAAGUUGAAUAUUUGUUUGGAGAACAACGUAUGAAGUUGUCUGAAGAUGGACAAGAAAUCGAACUCAGCCUUGAUCAAUAUAGUGGUUCAGGUUUCCAAUCCAAACGAGCUUUCAUCUAUGGAAAGUUUGAUAUUCUAAUGAAACUCCCACCUGGAAAUUCUGCUGGAACAGUCACCACUUUCUAUCUUAACUCUACAAGAGGUGAAUGGCAUGAUGAGCUUGAUUUAGAGUUUUUGGGUCAUGUUGAUGGCAGCAAAUAUAUUCUUCAGACUAAUGUCUUUACAAGAGGAGUAGGUAACAGGGAACAAAGGAUUCGAUUAUGGUUUGAUCCAACAAUUGAGUUCCACAAAUACUCAAUUCUAUGGAAUCCUCAACAAAUAAUUUUCUAUGUGGAUGACAUUCCAAUUGAUUUUUUCAAAUCUGGAAGAGAAGGAAUUCCAUAUCCAAACCAACAACCAAUGACAUUAUAUGCAACUAUAUGGGAUGGAAGUUCUUGGGCAACAGAAUAUGGAAAAAUAAAGCUUAAUAUGAGUUAUGCUCCUUUCAUUGUCUCUUACAGAGAUUAUGAAGUUGAUGGUUGUGUAUGGACUGGACAUGGUAACAACACACUUUGUUCUAACCAUAAUAAUGCCUUUUGGAAGACACAUACAAUAACCAUGUUUGAGAAAGAGAUGUUAGCACAUAUUCACAGGAAUUACAUAUUUUAUGAUUACUGCACAAGUGAUCCCUCAAAAUUUAAUCCUACAGAGUGUGCUGCAGGGCUACUCCAAUAGAGAUAGUAGCUUGCAGAAAAAUUAAUUUUGG